Cololabis saira (Pacific saury) is the source of this 2101-nucleotide messenger RNA. RefSeq names its product immunoglobulin (CD79A) binding protein 1 (gene igbp1). Gene Ontology annotation, molecular function: protein phosphatase 2A binding. The coding region runs from base 172 to 1206 and encodes 344 amino acids. NCBI's taxonomy places the organism in Eukaryota, Metazoa, Chordata, Actinopteri, Beloniformes, Belonidae. The record is from RefSeq and is a predicted model, not a curated record. The transcript has 3 exons. Gene Ontology annotation, biological process: regulation of dephosphorylation; regulation of signal transduction. Gene Ontology annotation, cellular component: cytosol.
UCCAAAGAAGAAGAAGAGGAGGAAGAAGAGGGAGCAGCAGCUGCAGAAGAAGAACCUCGUGUAUCAUCCCCGUCUCCCACACCUGUUUACGUGACGCCGGGUCCCGGGACCGGACCAGCACCACCACCACCAGCAGCAGCACCAGCACCAGCGUCUUCCCCUGAGAGAGUAAUGGCGGAGGAGCUCUCCGCCUCUGGUUCUGGGAGUGCGGGUGUGAAGCUGUCCUCGCUGCUGGAGCAGGGCUGGAGGAUCGUGGAGGAGGUGGAGGCCGGUACCAGCUGCAGCAGCAGCUCGGAGCAGCAGGCCCGGGUGCUCCGGGGCCUCUCCCUGCUGCAGGAAGCCUCCACUCAGGUGACGCAGCUGCAGCUGUUCAGCAGCAACGAGGACCUGGAGGAGCUGAGCACCGCAGACCUGCGGUACCUGCUGCUGCCCGCCCUGCUGGCCCGGCUGCAGCAGAGCCGGACCCGCCCCCACACCCGCCUGGACGCCCUCACCCAGGCCCGACACCACUUCCGGGACUUCCUGCAGCGUUGCCAUGACUACAAGGUCUCCCACUUCCACCUGCCGGAGGACAGACCCGAGGACACACCUGAGGACAGACAGUCGGUUCCUCCAGGUCCUCCCAACCUCGUCGCCAUGGCAGCAAAGAGACAAGCCAAGAUUGAGCGGUACCGUCAGAGGAAGGAGCUGGAGGCCAAGCUGGUGGACGUGCGCAGAGUUGUGGAGAGCGGUCAGGCCGACGAUGAGGUCAGCAGGGACUUCUACCUCCUGAACAUCCGCCGGUGGAUUACAGUGAGUCUGGAGGAGCUGGAGAGCAUCGACCAGGAGAUAGAGAUAGUUCGGAACAUGGAUGUCCUGAAACAGGCCGAUGCCCAGCGGCCAGCCCAGCCUGCCAGACCUCCCAUGAAGCCCUUCAUCCUCACCAAGGACGCCGUCCAGGCCCGGGUGUUCGGGGCCGGCUACCCCAGCCUCCCCUCCAUGACUGUGGACGACUGGUACGAGCAGCACAGGAAACACGGCAGCCUUCCAGACCAGGGCGUACCACGCAGGGUCGCUGUGGAGGAGGGGGAGGAGCCGGAGGAGGGGGAGGAGGAAGACAGGAAGGCUGACAACGAUGACGAGGAGGCUCUGAGGAAGGCUAGGGACUGGGACGACUGGAAGGAUUCUCACCGCAGGGGCUACGGAAACCGCCACAACAUGGGCUAACCCCCGACACAACAUGGGCUAACCCCCGACACAACAUGGGCUAACCCCCAACACACCACGGUGCCGUGAUCCUCCGGGGGUCUAACACACCGGCAUCACUUUAACUCUUUCAUGUCAUAUUUGACUUUUGAUUUUUGAAGCUCUGUGGAGCCAGAACCGGGACACUUCCUGUAGAACUGUAGGAGGAACUCCCGGGGCAGGAAGUCCCUUUCCCUUAAAUAAUUGAUGAGGUUGGAUCAACACCCAGGAGUCAGAGGUGGAAGAAACCCCACCGUGGUCAGAGUUCAUGACGGCAGCGCAGCGGAGAUGUUAGAUUAGACAAAGAUGUUCUGUUGGAGAGAUGGUGGGAACAGCAACUUGUAGGUCCAGUUUUCCAGUUUCAGGUGGAGCCAUCGUGGCUCUGGUGUGUGAUUCCACCUGGCAGGGAGGACUCGUGCUUACGGAGGGGUCAAGUUCUUCCUGAUGGAGAAACCUGACUCGUGUAGAACAAAGAGGACAGAAUGUGGUCCACCGUGGAGCAGAAAGAACCCCCCCAGACGGACGAGGAUGACGUGUCCUUGUUAGACAGAUACUUGUGCAGCAUCCAUGGAUGACCUGGAGGAGCAGGCAGGUGUACGGUGACCCCACCAUGCUGGAUCCUCUAGUCAUCCUGCACCCAUCGUGGAAGGGACAUCUGCUGAUGUCUUUCUGUAGUUACAUCGCCCAGGUGGGCGUGGCUUCAGUGUGGCCAUGCCACAGAGACAUGUAUCCGUAUCCUCCCCACCGAGCUGCUGUGAUACGUCAACGUUGCCGCCAUAUUGGAUGUUCAAGACUGCGCUGUAAACUAAUACAAGUAAAUGGACUUAUUUUCAUAAAGCGCCUUUCUACAAAGAAAUGUACGUUUACGUCUCAUUUA